Molecule: messenger RNA, 4085 nt
Organism: Diabrotica virgifera virgifera (western corn rootworm)
Lineage: Eukaryota; Metazoa; Arthropoda; Insecta; Coleoptera; Chrysomelidae
Product: probable multidrug resistance-associated protein lethal(2)03659
Exons: 14
Coding region: 389-4060 (1223 amino acids)
Biological process (GO): transmembrane transport
Cellular component (GO): membrane
Molecular function (GO): ABC-type transporter activity; ATP hydrolysis activity; ATP binding
Source: RefSeq, a predicted model, not a curated record
GGAAGUCAUCAUACCGCCACAGCAAAGUGUGUAGUCGAAAGUAGCACAUUCGUCGCAUUGGUUCAAAUUUAAACAAACAGUAUCUUAGAUCUGUGGCUCGCGCGGCAUCUUCUUUACCCCGUUUAAGUGUGUUUAUAAACCCCGUAAUUUUAGUGGGAUUUCCCUGUAAAUGUGACCAUUUAUAUAACUGUUAGAUGUGGCAGAGUUAACAAGUGUAUGUACGUUAAAUAAUUAUAUUUUACUCUCAUUGUCCUAUACCUUAUAUAACUAGUUAGGUACUGCAUCCUCCGUUGCCAUUGGUUGGUGACCUUGCUUGUGUUCAUAUUAAAAUUUGAAGUUUUGAUUUAUUCGCACAUCCGUUUAUUAUACGAUUUAAUGGCUACCAGUCAUGGUAAAUAAGAUUAUGGAAAAACCAAAGGAGAAAUUCAAUCCUUUAUCAAAAGUUAAUAUAUUUUCAUAUUUGACAUUUGGAUAUGUUUUGGAGCUAAUAAAAAAAGGUUGGAAACAUGAUUUGAACGAGAGUGAUUUAUAUGGAUUACCAAAAAAAUGUAAAUCAAAAUUUAACGGAGAGCGAGCAGUGAAGCAGUGGAAUAAAAAUCCGUCGUUAUUUAAACUAUUGUUGAGCAAAUUCGGAUUAGCCUACCUGUUAUUUUGUUUAGCUCAUGUAACAUGGGUCGAAAUCCGCAGUAUAGUACGACCGUAUGGAAUGAGCAAAUUAAUUGCAUAUUUCGACAAAAAACAGCAGACAAUAUCAGAAACACAGGCAUUCUACUGCGCGAGUUUAGUAAUAUUUAUCAAAUUCUUCUCGGUAUUUUACACCGCUAACAUCAACGUAUUCGAACUGAAAUAUUUAUUAAGACUCAAGACAUCACUGCAAUCCCUCCUGUAUGAAAAGUUGCUGAAGCUUUCCUCCAACUCGAUCUUAGAGACCAGCUCUGGAAAUCUAAUAACAGUCAUGACAAAAGAUAUCUACAGUAUUGAGACGAAUCUUUGGGUGUUUAAAGAAUUUGUAAUAUUUUUCGUACAGACGACGACCGUGUUCUAUUUAUUAUAUAGCAGGAUUGGGGUAACUGCAUUCGUGGCCGUUGGAAUGUUUGCCGUAGCUCUUCCCGUACAAGGAUUUCUCUGUAAAUUAGUAACAAAGCUGCGGCUAACAGUAGGAAAGCACUCUGAUGAAAGGCUACAGAUAACGCAGGAAGCACUUACAGCAAUUCGUGUCAUCAAAAUGUAUACUUGGGAAAGGUUUUUUAUUGGAAAAAUAUCUAAAGAAAGAAGCAAAGAAUUGUCAGCCCUUCUAAAGAUGUUUUUUGUUCACUUCCUUAUCGUCAUCAUCGGAAUUUUUUUGUCAGGAAUAGUUUUUCUGGCUUUGAUUCUGACUUACACUGCGCUAGGUUACGAUACCAACACCGAGUUGAUCUUCUACAUAGAUUCCCUCUUCGGAGAACUCACAUUGGCCAUGGGGAUAAUGAUCCCCAUAAACAUGAGUAGAACAGCAGAGUUGAUUGCAUCUUUGAAACGCAUCAACAAAGUCUUCCAAUGCCAAGAAAUUUCGAAAAUAGAAAAGAUUUACAAGGAUGCUUUGAUUGAUAUUAACAAUGUUUCGGUAGAAAUCAAAAAUCAGAAGGUUCUUGAUGAUGUUUCUCUAAAAAUCUCGAAACCUGGACUGCACGUGAUCACAGGAGUUGUUGGGUCAGGAAAGAGUUCGAUAUUUAAAGUUAUCAUUGGACUCCACAAUUUGUCAGAAGGAUACUGCAAAUUAGGCGGUACCAUAUCGUUUGCAGCUCAAGAACCAUGGCUAUUUCCAUCAUCGAUUAAAAACAACAUUCUUUUCGGUGAAAAAUAUGACAAAGCUCGUUACGAAGAAGUUCUCAAAAUUUGCGGUUUAGAUUACGAUCUAGCAUUUAUGCAAAACGGAGACGAGACUAUUGUAGCUGAAGCUGGACUUAAUCUUAGUAAAGGACAACAAGCUAGAGUUAAUUUGGCCAGGUGUAUAUAUAAAGACAGUGACAUUUAUUUGCUGGACGAUCCGCUUACAGCUCUAGAUGCCAACGUCCAAGAUGUGAUAUUUGAACAAUGUAUUCUUAAAUUCUUAAAAGAGAAGAUUUGUAUUUUGAUUUCUCAGAAUCCAAAACAUAUCGAAAACGCUGAGAAUAUUUUUACUCUAAGUCAUGGAAAGCUGGUAGGUGACACUAACAUAAUUCCGGCUCCCACCCCAGACAUCGGUGAGGAACAAAAAGAACCCGUUCAGGUGUCUGAAGCUAAGAAACAAUCAGAGGCCGCUAAAUCUAGUCACGAAGACGAUCAAUAUACAAAUGACGAUUUAUUCGCCGAGAAAAAUAACACGGGAAAGGUUGGGGCGGAUGUAUAUAAGUCUUACAUGAGAUUCGGAGGAGGAAUUUGCUUUGUCGUGUUCAUAAUUUUACUGUAUACUGGCUCCCAAGUAGCUCAUUUUACUUCAGAGAAAUUAAAGGCAAAGUGGGUUGACGUACAAGCUAACGAUGGCAGCACAAUGCUCCCCAUUCUUGGAGGACCCUACAAAAAGCAAGAUCUUCUGUUAUUCACCACGUUUACCACUGUAUUUUCUUCUCUGUACAAUUUAGUGACUCUAUACUCGUUGUUAAGAUUUUGCAGGAAUGCCUCCUACAAUGUACAUAAACUGAUGGUUUCUCGAAUCACAACAGCAGUAAUGACAUUUUUUGAUACAAAUUAUUUAGGCAAUGUGGUCAAUAGGUUUUCGUAUGACUUGAAUAUUUUAGACGAGAGGUUACCUAUGAUGUUUCUUCAUCUAUUUAGGGCCGCAUUUUACUGCUUAGGUAUCCUGGUACUCAUAGCAACAGUUAAUUGGGUAUUCCUCUUCCCUUCAAUAAUUUUUAUCAGCCUCGUUGUGACGUUAAGAAUUCUAUAUAUCAACACGGGUCGUAAUUUAAAAAGACUAGAAGCUGCAACGAGAAGCCCUUUGGUGGGCCACAUUAAUGCAACGCUCGAUGGUUUGUCAACUAUCCGAGCAUUCGAUGCUGAAAAAAGGCUGACAAAUGAAUUCUAUCGACAUCAGGAUUUGUAUUCGUCGGCAGUUUUCACUAUGAGAUUGAGCCAUACUGCUUUGAUAUUUUAUAUGGGAGCACUCAGUGCUACGUUUUCCACCAUCAUUAUGGCGAAAUUCCUGUUUUUCCCAGACGAUACUUCCGCUGGAAACGUAGGGCUUGCGCUUACAAAUAUAAUAAGACUCUCAGAUAUGAUUUUAUGGGGUAUCAACGAGUGGAUAGAAAUAGAAACUAAUAUGACGUCAGUGGAACGUUGUUUGGAGUACACAAAAGUGAAACAAGAAGAUGACUCAGGCAAAACACCAAAGGACUGGCCAACAGAAGGUGGAGUCAUUUACAAGCAAGUUGAAUUAAAAUACGGUGAUAACAAGAUUCCAGUCUUGAAAAAUAUUAAUUUUACAAUAAAACCCAAACACAACAUUGGUAUUGUAGGAAGAACUGGGGCAGGAAAAUCUUCAAUUAUUUCAACGUUGUUUAGGCUAUAUGAAUACGGAGGAAAUAUUGAAAUUGAUGGCGUGGAUAUCAAAACUAUAUCCUUGAGUUGCUUGAGGAAAAACAUCGCCAUAAUACCGCAAGACCCUAUAUUAUUCAGUGGCACACUUCGAGAAAACAUAGAUCCCUAUAAAGAACACGCAGACGAUAAGAUUUGGUCUCUGCUUAACCAACUCUCGAUUGAAAACAUACAAACUUUGGACUCUACUGUUGCCAACUUUAGUGCAGGACAAAAACAGCUAAUCUGCAUGGCCAGAGCGGCUUUGAAUAACUGCAGGAUUAUAGUCUUGGACGAGAUUACCGCGAACAUGGACACGGAAAAUGAUAACUUGAUACAUUCGUUGGUCGAGAAAAUAUUCAAGAAUUGUACUAUCUUGACGAUUGCUCAUAGGUUAAACUUCAUUCUGAGCUGUGAUAUGGUAAUUGUGAUGGAAAAUGGACAAAUUGUUGAGUUCGAUGAGCCGAAGACGCUAUUAGAAAAUGAAAAAUCCUUAUUUGCAAAAAUUUGUGAUAAAGCCAGUUCCUAAUAAAUAUGAUAUUUUUAUUACAAAA